Cryptomeria japonica (Japanese cedar) is the source of this 2028-nucleotide messenger RNA. Its product is annotated as cytochrome P450 78A4. Gene Ontology annotation, molecular function: monooxygenase activity; oxidoreductase activity, acting on paired donors, with incorporation or reduction of molecular oxygen; heme binding. Bases 32 to 1657 code for a protein of 541 amino acids. The transcript has 2 exons. Lineage: Eukaryota; Viridiplantae; Streptophyta; Pinopsida; Cupressales; Cupressaceae. The record is from RefSeq and is a predicted model, not a curated record.
UUUCCUUAGUUUGGGCUUGUGAGUGUUGUAAAUGGAGAAUCGUGUGGUGAGCUGUGGUGGAGCACGAGGGUGGUGGGUGUAUUUACUAGCUCCCUUGAGUUGCAAUGGCCCUAACUUCUGUUUCUUAGAUAAUAUUCAACUCAACAAAAGUGAUAUUUGUGCAUGGAAGCCGCACUUGGCUAUUCUAGUUUCUGCUCUGCUUUGCGCAGUAAUUCUCUACUGGCGGACUACUGGUGGAUGUGCAUGGGCCGGAAAGAAUAAUAAGAAGAAGAUUCCAGGGCCCCGAGGGUGGCCCAUAAUCGGAAGUCUAGUGGAAAUGAGUGGCGGUCAUGCUCACCGUAAGCUUGCUCAAUUGGCGGUUACUCACGAGGCGAAAAAGUUGAUGGCCUUCAGCUUGGGCUCUACCCCCGCAGUUAUAACGUCCGAUCCAGAAGUGGCCAGGGAGCUCAUGAGCUCUCCUCACUUUGCGGACAGGCCUCUCAAACAAUCUGCCCAGCAACUCAUGUUUGAGAGAGCAAUAGGCUUUGCACCCAACGGCGACUACUGGAGAAUGCUGCGUAGGAUUUCGGCUGCUCAUCUCUUUAGCCCACGAAGAAUCGCUGCGCAUGAAGCCAGCCGUCAGGCGGACAGCUUGAAAAUGCUAUCUGAUAUACGUAACGAGUGUGCAUGCAAAGGUGUCGUCAGCCUCCGUCCACAUCUCCAAGCGGCGGCUCUCAAAAACAUCAUGGGAAGCGUGUUUGGUGUAACGUUGGAUGGUGACGAAGGUAAAGAGGUGAGGGAGAUGGUGGAGGAGGGGUUUGAACUGCUCGGAGCAUUUAAUUGGGCCGAUUAUCUUCCUUGGCUAAGAGCACUUGACCCUCUCCGAAUCCACACCCGCUGCGCUCGACUCGUACCUCGCGUUAGGGCAUUCGUCCGAAGCAUCAUAAACCAACAUCGACAGAAUCCUGUGCCGAGGGACACAGCCGAUUCAGAUUUCGUGGGUGUGCUGCUUUCGCUUCAAGGACAAGAUAAGCUCCACGACGAAGACAUCAUCGCUGUUCUCUGGGAAAUGAUAUUCCGCGGCACAGACACUAUAGCUCUAGUUACAGAGUGGACCAUGGCGGAGAUGGUAUUGAAUGAAGAAAUACAAGGGAGAGCUCAGGCGGAGUUAGAGGCAGUGAUAGGAAGGGAUAGAAGCGUGAAGGAUGAGGACAUAGCAAGGCUCCCAUACCUGCAAGCAGUUGUAAAAGAGAGUUUGAGAAUGCAUCCACCGGGGCCUCUGCUGUCAUGGGCGCGUUUAUGCACCGAGGACGUUGAUAUUGCAGGUGGUAUGCAUGUUCCAGCUGGGACGACAGCCAUGGUUAACAUGUGGUCCAUCACUCACGACCCUGAGAUCUGGGAGUCACCUCAUGAAUUCCGGCCGGAGAGAUUUGUCGAAGAGAAAGUAGAUGUUCGCGGUAAUGACUUGAGGCUUGCACCCUUCGGCGCUGGUCGGCGAGUUUGUCCAGGAAAGGCUCUUGGUCUUACCACUGUUCAUCUCUGGGUAGCAAAACUACUCCACCAUUACAAGUGGACAACAUCAACUCAACACCCAGUAGAUCUCACCGAGGUUCUCAAGUUGUCCUCCCAAAUGGUCACACCCCUUACUGCGAUUGCCACAACCAUAAACCCUUAUUGAGAUCUCCCAAACAUAGGAUUCAAAUUUACCUGUUUAAUCGUGCUACUAUAUCAUCACUAUACUAUUAUAGAAUAAUAGUCUAAACGUAGUUUGCUUAAAACCGAUCAUCUGCUGGAAAUUGAGAAGUUAUAUAUAGAUUUUCCUAACCAUGGAUUAUUGCAGAAUAUUUCGACGUAGUUUGCCUUGGUGUUUGUUUAUGAAUGGACAUGCAAGGUUACUAUCGACAAAAAUGUGUGAGCUUGGUGUGGUGUGAAAAUGCAAGGUUGCUGUUUACAAAAGUGUGUGAGAUUGGUGUGGUGUAAUACGAGUAAAACAGACUUGAAUUUGAUUAUUAAGUUUCUUGUACCGCCUGUAAUGUUACCGUCAUGUAU